AUGAAUUAAUCAUAAAAAAAUAAUAAUUAGUUUGAGAAAAAUAUAGAAAUAGAGAUACCUAAUCCUUCUAAAAGUUAAUAAAAUAAUUCUCUUUAAAAUUAAUUGUAAAAUAGUUAACAGGACUAAGAAUAAAUACAAUUUUUAUAAUCAUGUAUACGAUAACUAUUGUUACAACCAGACUAUAAAUAAAUUGAUAAAGAUGAUGAUUUUUUUGAAAGAGUAAAGUAAUAAAUUAGUGAUUUUUAAAAUAUCAAGAACAAAUCUGAUUUCAUUAAUUAGUUAAAAUAAGAAAUAAGUAAUAGAAGAAAGUAAUAAAAUUUGAAAGAAGUAUAAUAACAAAAAAAUUAUGAAAAAAAAAUCGAAAAAUUAAAACACCAUUUGAAGAAUCUGAAGGAGAAAUAUUAAGAAUUAUACUUAUAACUAUCUUAAUAUAAAGAUAAAAAUUAUAAUUUAGUGAUGGAGUUAAAGACAUAAUAGGAUUAAUUUCAAGAAAAUACUAUAUUGUAGUAAAUAGAAAAUAUGAGUAAAAACUCUAUAAAAAUUGAAGUAGAUGUUGCAUAGUUUAAGGAGAAUAUCUAAAAACUUAAUACGUAACGAUAGUAAACAAUUGAUAAAAUGAAAAAUUUAUUAAAAGAGUUUUAAUCUACUAAUAAAUAAUCGAAGACAAAAUAGGUCAAUAACAUAAAUGAACAAGGAAUUUAAAACAUAAUAAACUUAAUUAAAGAUUCAACUAAAUCAAUUUCAAAUAUGGAAUAGAGCAUAGACAGUUAUAAAAAAGAAUUAAAAUAAAUGUAAUAAAAUAAAAAUAAUAAAGAUUAUAAUUUAAUGGAAAAAUUAAUAUAGUAAUUCCAAAAUAAUUAAAAUUGUUUUAUUCAUGUUAGACAAAUUUUUGAAAAAAUAUUAACUAUCUUAAUGUUAUUUGGAUCCUUGAAUUAAAACCUAUAUAAACAUACUUAAGAGCUUGAAAAAUAAUUGUUAAGUUUAUAUCAUAAAAAUAAUGAAUUUGAAAAAUAAAUUGAAUUAUUAUUGAAGGAAUUGAAUGAACAAGAUUAAGAAAACAACGAUAUAAUAGAAAAAGCAACUUAUCCAUAAUCAAGUAGAUUAGGGAUACAAUCUACUAAUUAUUAACCCAAAUUCUAUAAUUAAUUCAUUGAUUAAAUAAGGGUUAAUAUAGAGAAUAUGGUUCGUAUAAAUUUGCAAUUUUUUUUUGAUUGGAAUUUCAAUAAUAAUUUUCAGAUAGCAAAUUCUUAAUUACUAGAAAGCACAAAGAGUUUUAAUAUUAGUUUACAAGAACCAAAUAGAUAGAUUGAAAUAGAUAGUAUGGAAAAUUAGUUGAAAAAGAGUUUGGGUUUUGUUUAACAGAUAUAUUCAUAAUAUCCUAAAUAAACUGUAGUUAAUUAGUAUAAUUAAUAAAGUUUAUAAUCCUUAUUGAAAAUUUUGUAAACGAUCUAAAAUUAUAAGAAAGAAAUUGAGACUCAUAAACAAACUAAUUAAAAUACCUAUUGA
Molecule: messenger RNA, 1506 nt
Organism: Paramecium pentaurelia
Lineage: Eukaryota; Ciliophora; Oligohymenophorea; Peniculida; Parameciidae
Source: the annotation of a GenBank genome assembly